CGUCGCCAUCCCCCGAUAUUAUGUGAAAUGAAUCAAGUUUUACAUCAACAUCUUUUUAGAGGACGCUGCUUUAACCCAAGUUAUUUAAAUAAUAUCGCAUUCUCGUAAUUUCAAACAUUCAUUGUGGGCUAAUCGAGAUAAAGUACACAACAUCAAGUAGUCAGCGGUAUCAAUCAUUCAGUUUUCAGUGACACUUUCUACAUUUAGUAAAGCUCAGGUGAUUUAUUUAGAAAAGGGAAAACUACACUCACUGAAUGUGAAUUAAAUGCACUUCAACCAAAGCACGCAAGCUGUUGUUAUUUCUGUCGCGGUAUUGAUGAAAUGUGGCGGUGUAUACAUUUGAUGGAAAUUAAUUAUAUAAUUUGAGGUAGAGAUAUAAGUAUUAAUAGCUGCGGAAGAUAAUUGAUUAAAAUAACAGCGAUUUGGAUAUGGCGAGAAAAGUCCCAGACGAUGUUCAGAAGGUAUUCGACAAGUACACGGUGAACUUUGUGCGCCGCCUCAACAAGGACACGGCGUUAGAGAUGCUGGCCAAGGAGUUUAAGUUGGAGGGUGCGCGCGCAGAACUCAUGUUCGAAAUGUUCGACAAGGACCGCAACAACAUUCUCAGCGCGUGGGAGUUCUACCUCUUCUACGCGUCAUUCGGAUACGAAGCCAACGCGUACCUAGACAAAUACGAGGCGCUGCAGGGCGGCUCGGGGUCGGCGGACGUGGCGGGGGCCUGGGACUUUCUAAAGGGGCUCAAGACCCUUUCCGGUCGGCCCUUCGAGGACGAUGAACUCGAGACGACCAUGAAGAGCAUCAUGGGAGAGGAGAAAGUGCUCGACCAGAAACGCUUCAUUGAGCUCAUCAGCCGUAUUAAGUUAACGCGAAAUUAACGAUUUAUAAACUACAACAUAGGCCGUGUUUUUAUAAGAAUGUUGGAUUUCACGUGGGUCUGUUGAAGGAUAUUACGGUAGAUUUUUUUUACAGUUGAGCAGAGCAGCAGAUCAAGAGUAGGAAUAUCCUAUAAACAGGCUGGCAGAGGGAAAUUGUGGCUUAAUGGACACAAUGAUUGUGAGAACAUGAACAUGUUUGCUUUAUUUAAUUAACGAAAUGUAUUUGCUUCAGCCUCACUUAUUUAACGUGAUGUUCUCAGUGCUUGCAGUUUUUUCCGCGUAAGUAUCACACUAUCGGUAAAUUAAUUGUGCUCUUACAUUCCACGUUUCAAUACCAUUUAAAUGUGUUCCUUUCAACAUUGAACAUGCGUGAAUUUACUUAAGUAUCGUUUUAUCAACCAUCAGUUUCGUUAUAGACCAUCGUUGGUUUAGUAAUUUAUAUGCAUGUGCUUUAAUAACUGUUUUAUCAAACUCUUUCUGCGCAUUACUUAUUAGGUUGUAUUUCAUAUCUUUUUUUUUAUAAGCAAAGAUGUUAGUUUAUUACUAUAUGGAUAUUUAAAGAAAUAUCUUCGUUAAAGUUUGUCAAUAUUUGACAGAACUACACCUUUAGUGACGUUUGAUUUUAUUGAGACGCCGUCUGUGAAAACCGGCGUUAAUGCAUGUGCGCAACGCAGGUCGCAUAGGCUAAUCUGGGACGACACUUUCCGCCUUGGUUGGAUUUCGUUUUAUUAGAGACUCAUUUAAAACAGAAAAUUCCAUAAAGCAAAGUGUCGUCCCUGAUGCGGACUGAACAUGCUAAUCUGGGACGAUGCAUUAAGCCUGGUUUUCACAAAGCGCGUCUCAUUUGGGAAUGUCAUCUUAACCGAUCACUCAUUCCACACGAUUUCUGUUGUUGAUACACAACUAUGUUAGCGAGUUCAUGUGCAUAUAAUUAUUUUUAUUAUGACAUUUACUACCAGUAGAAGGCGUUGUGUUGUAUAGUUAUUUUAGAAUUGUUGGCUAUUCAUAUAAAACACUGAAUACAUGUACGUUACAUCUGGAAAAUCAUGAACAUGUACUGGUAUGUUCUUAUUCCACAUCCUCCAUAACAUACAUUCUUCAUUUUGGUUUAAAUUAAUGUAUCAAAAUGCGUUUUACCUGUAUAAAACUUGUUAUUUUUAAUACAAAAUACAUGGAUAAACAAUUUAAAAAACUAAA
Molecule: messenger RNA, 2072 nt
Organism: Dreissena polymorpha
Lineage: Eukaryota; Metazoa; Mollusca; Bivalvia; Myida; Dreissenidae
Exons: 3
Coding region: 429-875 (148 amino acids)
Molecular function (GO): calcium ion binding
Source: RefSeq, a predicted model, not a curated record